AUGGCCGAUAUCGAAAUAGUCUACAGAUCCAUCGUGAGGUGCAUCAACGAACGAAGAUGGGAGGAACUGCCAAGAUACAUGCACUCACACAUCGUCAAGGACGGCCAAGACUUCAUAGCAGGGGACUAUAUCGCCGAACUGAGCAAGACUGGCGAUGUCGAGCUUAUCAUCGAUGCUGUGGCAGUUGACAAGUCUCAACAGUGCAUAGCAGCAGCCGUCCUCGUUAGGUUCAAGCCCGCGAGAGUAGUUGAUGAUGCCGCCAUACCCGACAAAACCAUCUCGUUCACGGAGCAAAUGUUCAACUGGUUUACAGAAGGGAAGCUUUCCAAGACUUUGAUAGUGGCAGAUCGUCUCGAGAUGCAGCGCCAACUUUCAAACCCCGAUGCAAGGUACACGCCGGACCUUAUCACCGAAGAGAAUCCGCCAAGAGACCCUCUCGACGGGGGACUAUCCGCGCUCGAGCUAGAGAGCAAGUAUAGGGCGUAUCUUGAUUGUAUCAUGGCGCGAAGAAUGGAGACGGACCUGCACAAAUUUGUUCACCCGCAGACGGUCUUCAACACCAAGACUCUGACGGAAGAGGGCUACCGAGACCUGGUACAGGAAUUCUUCACAGUAAUCCCUGACCUCGGCCUGGGUAUCUCCACCAUGGUCGUGGACGAGCGAACGCAGCGAGUGGCGGUACGGAUCGCGAUAACCGGCACACCCAUCGACACGUUGGCUGGCGUCAAGCCCAACGGAAGCGCUGUCAGCGUCUACGAGCACGUCACCUACCGCUUCGAGAAGGGGAGGAUCGCGAGGGUAUGGAGCAUCGUCGACUGGGAGUCCUACACAAAGCAGAUGUCAAAUUAA
This is a messenger RNA of Daldinia childiae, 849 nucleotides long. RefSeq lists its product as uncharacterized. Gene Ontology annotation, biological process: polyketide metabolic process. The transcript has a single exon. The record is from RefSeq and is a predicted model, not a curated record. Bases 1 to 849 code for a protein of 282 amino acids. NCBI's taxonomy places the organism in Eukaryota, Fungi, Ascomycota, Sordariomycetes, Xylariales, Hypoxylaceae.